This is a messenger RNA of Pseudovirgaria hyperparasitica, 1760 nucleotides long. RefSeq lists its product as uncharacterized. The coding region runs from base 315 to 1592 and encodes 425 amino acids. The record is from RefSeq and is a predicted model, not a curated record. Lineage: Eukaryota; Fungi; Ascomycota; Dothideomycetes; Acrospermales; Acrospermaceae. The transcript has 3 exons.
AUAUCUACUCCCGUUGAAAGCAAUUCACAGUUUUCACCAUGACGCAACAGCUAGAAAGUGGGGGCACUCAACUGGGGGCCUCUUGCAGCUGGUCCACAGUCUACUCAGUCCAGGUCGACGGCGGCGGCAGCCGAACCGUAGUUUCCUAGCCUUAAUUAGGUAGUAACUCUACUAGAACAUUCCUGGUUAAUAUCAUAUAGACAUCUACACAUUUCAGCCAAGCUAGAUGCCGUUCGCUUCGCUGCAUCUGCGGAUCAUUUGUACCAAUGCGCGAACCUGAUAACACCGCUUAUGCGUACUUCUAGGACCACGCCAUGCAAACCACGAAAGUUCUCCUUUUCGGGACCUGCGAUACCAAAUUGCCCGAGCUCCUCUACCUCCGGGACCAAUUACUGGCCCAUCGCAAUACUCAAAUUCUUCUCGUCGAUGUUAGCGUCGGCAAUGAGACGCCCAAUGAUCAAGCAAUCGACAUUUAUAGCCAUGACGUCCUCCUUUUGCAUCCGAAGCAAGCUGGAGUCAAAAAUGAGACAUUCUGCAGGCUGUCUCGAAGUCAGCGUAUAAAUCACAUGGCACUGUGCAUGAAAGAGCUCGUCAGCCAAAGGCAUAGGUCUGGUGAGAUUCAUGCCACUAUAUCCGCUGGCGGUAGUGGAAAUACCUCCCUGGCAGCAGAAGUCAUGAGAGAAGCUCUACCAUUGGGCUUUCCGAAGCUCAUUGUAUCGACGAUAGCCAGCGGUGACACCGGGCCGAUCGUGGGUGAAGCCGACAUAACGCUUAUGUAUUCGGUGGUAGACGUCGCUGGGCUUAAUGCCUUGCUGAGAAGCGUGCUAGAGAACGCUGCGGGUGCUGUUGUGGGCAUGGCAGAGUCAUAUCGCCGAAGACUAUCAACACAAAGUGCGCAUGGUGACUCUACACUGGAGAAAAAGCGCGUUGGGAUUACAAUGUUCGGUGUCACUACUCCAGCAGUGAAUAAGAUACAAAAGCUUUUGCAAGAAAGCAAUCGUCCGGUCGAAGUGUUUGUUUUCCACGCCACCGGUCACGGCGGCAAGGCCAUGGAACGUCUCAUACGUGAAGGGGGAUUAGAUGCUGUGAUCGAUCUUACUACAACUGAAAUAUGCGACUACAUCUGCGGUGGGAGCAUGAGCGCUGGUCCGACAAGGCUGGACGCUGCGGCCUCUGCUGGAAUACCCUGCAUUGUCAGCUUAGGCGCCACGGACAUGGUGAACUUUGGGCCAAAGUCAACGGUUCCUGAGAGAUAUCAGGCUAGGCAACUGUAUGAGCAUAAUCCUAUGAUUACAUUGAUGAGAACGGAUAAGGCGGAAUGCGAACAGGUAGGUGCAUUCAUCGUCAAUAAGCUUAAACAAGCUACGAGGCCGGAUGUUGUUCAGGUCUGGAUACCUGAAGGUGGUGUCAGUGCUAUGGCCAGCCCCAACGGACCGUUCCAAGAUCAAGAAGCCGACAAUGCAUUGGCAAGGAUUGUUGAGACUGGAUUGAGUGACAGUGGCGUUGAGAUUGUGAAGAAGCCGUAUGCUAUCAAUGACGAGGAGUUCGCUAGUGGCAUCACCGCAGCUCUGAUCAAGCUGCUUGGCUUGUGAAGCAUGCCUGGUCAUAAAGUCUGUAUCAUGGGCGAGAAGGCUCGAGGGGAAUAUGCCAUAAGAUAUGAUGAGGCUUACCACCAAUAUCUGCCUGAUGUUUUCUGAUUCAAGUCACGAAAGCUUCCAAAAUUCACGUAAUUCACAUCUGCGUGUUUCUGUAAUCAAGCA